This is a messenger RNA of Salvia splendens (bonfire salvia), 822 nucleotides long. RefSeq lists its product as uncharacterized. The transcript has a single exon. The coding region runs from base 1 to 822 and encodes 273 amino acids. The record is from RefSeq and is a predicted model, not a curated record. Lineage: Eukaryota; Viridiplantae; Streptophyta; Magnoliopsida; Lamiales; Lamiaceae.
AUGGGAUUCCCGGAGUCAUGGACGUGUCUUAUUGAGAGAUGCAUUGGAACAUGCUGGUUUUCGGUCCUCAUUAAUGGAGCCCCGGCGGGCUUUUUCAAAUCAACAAGAGGGCUACGGCAAGGGGACCCCAUCUCCCCGGCGCUCUUUGUGCUUGCCGCCGACUACCUUUCGCGUGCUCUCGAUAAGCUGAUCCUGGGGAAGAAAGAGAUGACGUUCAAAGCCACCCGGGGAUGCAUGGAAAUCAGCCAUCUUGCCUAUGCGGACGACAUAAUCAUUUUCACUCAAGCAGCCCCAACCUCCCUCCGAAGACUGAAAGGAUGCUUGGACCAUUAUGCAGAGGUGUCGGGCCAACAAAUCAAUUUGUCCAAGAGUAAUUUUUACAUUGCCGAUGUCCAUGAAGAAUGGGCAAGCUCAAUUCAAAACGAGGGUGGCUUUUCCCAAGGUACACUCCCCUUUCUAUACCUUGGUGUUCCUAUAUACCGUGGGGCGAAGCGAACUGAUAUGUUCAUGUUCUUGCGAGAGAAAAUUGCGGCUAGAAUAUCGGAAUGGGCACACCGACACCUCUCCUUUGGGGGAAGACUCACGCUCAUCAAGAGCACAUUGGAGGCGGUCCCAAUUCACAUAUUCCAAGCUAUCGAGCCCACUUGUGGUGCCCUCAAGCAACUAGAUCAACAGUUGGCGCAGUUCUUUUGGGGAUCGACUAGUGAGAAGAAUAGAACCCACUGGAUCAGAUGGGAUCAAGCGUGCCUCCCCACGGCCGAAGGAGGCCUUGGCAUUCGUAAGUUUAAGGAGGUGCUUCGAGCAUUUAGUCUCAAAUUGUGA